GAGGGAGGGAGAGAGAGAGAGAGGUCAGCAAGAGAUAGAGAGGGUCGUCAAAUUGAGUGGCGAAGGCCGAAGGGUUUGUGCUUGUGCUGCUUCUUUAAUUACUUCUUGGGUUAUAUUUAUAAAUAUAUUUUGUGGUCGUCGCAAACAGGAGGAGGAGGAGGAGGAGAGGGAGACGAGACCUAACCAAGAAGAAGAUAUCAGAAAAAAAUAGCUAAGAUUCAGCUGCAAUUUCGGUCUCACUUCAUCUUGUGCUGGUCUAUGGCAAACUUUAGAUUUGUUUCUUCAAUCACCGAGCUUCGUAAAGGAUUUGGCUAACAAAUUGUGCAAUCUUUAUACAUGUAAAUUUAUAGUUUUAUUUCCUUAUUUUGCUAGAAAAGUUAGAGUGAUAAACAGAUAAGAAAACAAGGAUGAACUUGUCUACUAAAAAAGGGACCAUUAUGAGUGAUAAGAUAGGUACUACAAGCAGCGUCAAACCUUUGAACCCAAAUGCUGCAGCAUUUGUCCCAUUUGCUCUCAGAUCAUCGACUGAAAGCUCCAACAAAGCUGAUAUCCUUUCAAGCCAGACAUUGGGAAAAUCCGUUAUUGAUAGAUCCGAGUCAUUGAUAUCCAAUAUCUCUGACGACGAAAUUCACCAAUAUUGGCGUCAACAGCUUCCAGAUGAUAUUACACCUGAUUUUGAGAUCAUGGGCCAAGACGAGCAUCACGGGAUUAACAACCUUCCUUUUGCGAAUUUAUGCUUGCAAGAGAAUCAAGACCUUGCUUUGAAAGAGCAGGUUGAAUUACCAUUAAGUGGUACUGUGGGCAACAACUUUGCCAGUAAAAUGAGGUAUUCCGUGCCUUAUGGGGAAGAUGUUUCUUCUACUAACUUCAUCCAUUUGCCAAAUAAACCAUGGGAUGAUUCUGUCCUGAAAAAUGACCAGCUUCUUACCUCCUCUAUUGAGGGUUCUCUCUACAAUGGGAGUUCUGUAGCCGAUGCCCUGGAUGAACAUUCUAUGGUGGAACACCCAAACCUUAAUCCUUUUGAGCUUAUGGCUAUGCGAUUUCCUGGUUUUUCCGCAGAGAGCCUUGGGGAUGUCUAUAUUGCUAAUGGAUGCGAUUUGGACCUGACAAUUGAUAUGCUUACUCAACUAGAGUUGCAAGUUGAUAGCAGCAGCUUUAAUCCGAAUCAGAACUCAAAGGCCUUGUCAACUCCAAAUUUCAAUGGACUGGAUUUUCCUGCACUUCCGGUGUCUGAUAAUCAAAAUGGUGCGGGAAGAUAUUUUGGGGAAGAUCUCCAUCAACCAUUUAGUCCUUAUAAGUCAACCAGCAAGGAUAAUUUGCUCUCGUUCACGACUAGCUCAACAAUUCAACCAAGAGGUGCAGUAGACUUUGCAUCAGCAGUUAGGAAAAUGGCAUCCCGGGAAUCUAAUAUAAGGAAAUAUGAUAGAAAUGGCUCACCUGUUGCUUCUACUACCGUGGGUUCAAGCAGAAGCUCAAAUUUGUUGGGGAGUUCUUUUAGCAAUGUGCAGACUAGGGGCAUUAGUGGUGAUGGGUUUCAAAGUCGAACUUCAUCGCGAGCAGCCCCUUCAUGGCUGGAAACUGGUGAAGCAGUCGCAAAUAUGUAUUCUGAGAUGCGGGAGGAAGCUCGUGAUCAUGCACGCGUACGUAAUGCAUACUUUGAACAGGCACGGCAGGCCUACCUAAUUGGCAACAAGGCUUUAGCGAAAGAGUUGAGCGUAAAAGGACAACUACACAACAUGCACAUGAAAGCUGCCCAUGGAAAAGCCCAAGAGUCUAUUUACCGCCAGAGGAACCCUGAGAUUCAGGGGAAUGGUGGGAGAGUAGAAGAAAGAAUAAUAGACCUACACGGGCUUCAUGUGAAUGAGGCGAUCCCUGUUCUAAAGAGGGAGCUGGCUCAACUGAGGGCUGCAGCUAGGUCUGAAGAUCAACGGGUGCAGGUUUAUAUUUGUGUAGGGACAGGCCACCAUACUAGGGGUUCACGCACCCCUGCUAGACUCCCAAUUGCUGUACAGCGAUAUCUGCUCGAGGAGGAAAGCCUAGAUUACUCUGAACCUCAGCCCGGUCUGCUCCGAGUAGUUGUGCGUUAAGAAGGCAGCAGCAGCAGCAGGUAUAGAAAGCUUUUUUUUUUUUGACAAAUAGAUAAUCGAGCUAUCAUCAGAUCAGUGAUCAGAAAGAAGAAAAAAAAAUAAAAAAAAGUUCAUCUGUACAUGGAAAGUGGUGAAUAUCGGGCAGAUGAUGAAAUGGGAAAACUGUAUAAUGUAACUCCAGAUGAUGAUCCAUAGGAGCAGGAGAAGUGAGCUUGUUUUUGUUGGUUGUUGUAAUAUUACUGUAAGUUCUUACUUUGUUUGUUAUUCCUUGUUUUUUUUAUUGAAUAUUUCAAUCUC
This is a messenger RNA of Impatiens glandulifera, 2384 nucleotides long. Its product is annotated as polyadenylate-binding protein-interacting protein 7-like. Lineage: Eukaryota; Viridiplantae; Streptophyta; Magnoliopsida; Ericales; Balsaminaceae. The coding region runs from base 408 to 2087 and encodes 559 amino acids. The record is from RefSeq and is a predicted model, not a curated record. The transcript has 6 exons.